AUGGCCCUCACGGUCCAUCCAUCUCUCUUCAAAGACUAUCCUGACAUCUCCGACUUCGAAAAUGCGUCACGCUUUUUGCAAGCACUACGCAUGUCGAUGAAGUUGGAGGAUGCGCCGCCAUCAUUCUUGUCUACAAAAUGCAUUCAACAGCUUCUCCGGGAAAACCCUAUGUACUAUGUCAAUUUGGAACGCCGCCAUGCUCGUGCCUUACUAUGCCCCAAUCCUUCUAAACCGGCUUGGAGAGGUAGCCGCUAUUUAACAACUAUCGAGUCAUACUUGGAGCGUCUCCGUCAUGGUUCCGACACGUUCUGCAACCCCACUGCUUCAUCAUUUUGGGCUCCCAGCAGCUAUAAUUUUAGUGCCAAGUACAGCUUCAGAUACGCUGACCACAUCCAGAGUCUGGAAAUACCCCGUCUCGUAAACACCAGCGAGCCUGUCCUUCUUCUUCAUGACUUUGGUACAUUCUCUAACAACGCCACACUGAAUCACCGUAUUGCACGCAUCUAUCAGAAUAACACGAAUUCCUUCUUUGUCAAUGGGUCGGCGUCAGGCAAAACAAGGCUGUUGUUGGAAGGCCUUCAUCAAAAUUGGGGAUUCUAUUUUACUGCUGCCGUCGAUUCUUCCAAACUAGGAUCGAACGACAUCUCAACGAUGAUGAUCGAUUUCGAGAUGGAGGGUGUGUUCAACAGAAUCCUUCCACCAAAGGAGGAUCCCACUUUUGAAAUCUGCUUGGAUCUUAAUGCCCGUUUCACCUACCGAUACUUCAGUGUGGUACUCCUCGCUCGUUUGGUCGUCUUCAAAAGGUUCUUGGAAGCCGCGUCGGGGAAACCUGAUGAUGGAAUGCGACAUCGCUGGCUUCUCGCACAGCUCCAUCCACGUCUUCUUCAGUUAUCCAAUGGACCUAAACGCGACCCAUUCGAUGAGUUGCGAGACAUUAUGCAAGAAUGGCAAUCCGCGAAACCUUUGGACUCCAUCUUUUCUCUUUUCCCCACAACUCCGGGAACACCACUCUUCAUCGUGAUCGAUGAGGGCAAUGUCCUCGCGGAUGGCGGAAAAUACACUUUCUCUGAUGCAUUUGGGGACGGCCGACCAAUCCUCAAGGAGUUGUUGACGACUUGGCAACAUCAUGUACAGGCUUACGAUGUCACUUUUAUCGUUGCUGGUACCGAAAUUCCGCGGAAACACUUCCAAGGUGAUCAGUGGAGCAACUACCAGUGGAGUUCAGAUUCGGGUGACUUCGGCACUCCCGAACUACAUAGACAAUACGUAUCUAAAUUCUUGCCACCAUCCAUAGCGUCGAGUCCUUCUGGCGAGGAGCUACAGUUGCGGAUGUGGAGAUGGUUUCGCGGGAGGCAUAGAUUUACGGCUUCAGUGAUUUCCCAGCUGCUUGCCACCGAUUUCCAAAGCCCCCACCGCCUCCUUGACUUCCUUGUCUGGUUAAGUACCGGUUAUGAACCUCGCGAUGGCGAAGCGUACAGUCGUGCAGAAGAGUCCAGGGACUUUGAGCGUCGUUACUUGCCGAUGAAAAUGCCGGACCCAAAACAUUAUCCUUCCGUCAAGGCUGCUGUCCAUGAUGCUUUGAUCCACUGUCUCGUUACUCUUGAUCAUCGUUUGGUCUUUGGGAUUGAUCGAGUCGACGCCGUUUCUCGAGGUGUUGGACGGUUUAUUGAUGCCAACAUGGAACAGAUUGUCAUCGACGAGCCUCUCUGCCUCGUAACAUGUGCUCAAUGGUUUGCCGACAAGAAGAGAUCUCUCACAGACAUCGAUUUCUAUCUAUCUGCGGAUACAAGCUACCAGUGCCCUCUUUCUGCCGCCUGUUUCGUAGCGCUUUGUUUAGCUCACGUCUUUUCUCAGCCUCGAGCUGUAGCGGAUGUCCUCUCUUUUCCAGGUACACGACCAGACUGGGCUAACCAAACUGCGAGUCUCGUGGAUUUUGCGUCAACCAAUUCCGGCGAGGAGAUUGGCAUAUCUAAAUAUACUUCUGGCACCUCUCGACGUCUGGCUUCCGUCGCCGAAACGCAGGCCGAUACACUCGCUUGGUUGAAAGACGAGCAUAGGAGCGUGUUUUGUAUUCAUUCUGCUAGCUCUACAAGCCCGACUCUGUUAUUUAGUCUAAAGCUCGCAGACGAGAGUCUCCUUUGGCUUUUCUUGCAUGUCCAUCUUGAUGGAAAGACGGAAGAACUGGUGCCUGAAGCCGAGCUCCAGGACAUGUUGGAGGCCCUACAACCUGAAAAUCUCUUCGACCAACUCGCCGACGAAAGAACAGGCAUCGAUGGAUCUCUGCCCACAGACGUGGCUCCUCCUCCUUCCACCGCCAAGUCCGACUCGUCUGAUCCUCCCAAAAAGUCUGAAGCACCAGAUGACUUUCUUAAACUGCUCGAGGGCCUUCCUAACAGGAACCAGGGUGUGGGCGCGUACAGUGUUCUGCGCGUAGUCGCUUCGCUGCGUGCCGAUGCCAAGCUUGACCACCUGGAUGUUAAUCCCGAUCACCCCAUCGCUGAGCUUAAUACUCGGUUUGUGCAGAGUAUAACUGAGAAAUUCUCUGCGAAAGAUAUUCUUGAAGAUGUCGUAGCGAAUACGACAUAUGUCGAGGGGUAUACGGGAGUGAAGAGGAAGAGUACCGAUGAUAGACCUACUUUGAAGCGUCGGCGGUCAGCAUCUUCAUUUAUUGGCAGCGUUCAGGAAGUUGAUGUAUGA
Messenger RNA from Desarmillaria tabescens, 2697 nucleotides. RefSeq lists its product as uncharacterized. The record is from RefSeq and is a predicted model, not a curated record. NCBI's taxonomy places the organism in Eukaryota, Fungi, Basidiomycota, Agaricomycetes, Agaricales, Physalacriaceae. The transcript has 7 exons. Bases 1 to 2697 code for a protein of 898 amino acids.